Messenger RNA from Thrips palmi, 1293 nucleotides. RefSeq lists its product as uncharacterized. The transcript has 4 exons. Bases 785 to 1267 code for a protein of 160 amino acids. The record is from RefSeq and is a predicted model, not a curated record. NCBI's taxonomy places the organism in Eukaryota, Metazoa, Arthropoda, Insecta, Thysanoptera, Thripidae.
UCCCGACAAAGUAUGCCGCGCGGACAAGCGGCCUGGAAUCCGGAAACGAAGAUCCGCAACCAGGGGCUGCAAUCAAGUUCUGAAACUCCUUUGAGCUUCGCAAUGGGACUCGAAUCGAACGAGUACACCACCAAUGGAUUCCUCUGCGAUCAAGGAAUCCAUUCAAAAUAGCGAAAACGAACAUGUUUGAAUCAUGUUUCUACGACGCUCCGUUUGAACUUUAACACGCAUAUGUGCUCUGUUUUUACGCUUCUUCAAAAUAAUCGCAGAACCUUGUGAUUGGUAUCAUUUUUCUUAUUUUUUCGCAAAGAUGAAGAAUAAGACGUUACCAUUAAAAUAAUAAAGUCCAGCAAACAUCAAAAUUGGCCCGCCUUCUUUGGGGAUGGCAGGUAGACCGACCAUCGCUACCACCACCUUUCACGCGGAAAAUGUUGAGUUUGCACUCAAAAACCCGGAAUGAUGAAUGAGCAAAGCACGUUCGGUAAGCACGUCACUUGUCUGGUGUGCUUGUGCGUGUGCUGCGCGUUGCUUUCUUUGACUGGUUUUUUAGUGUUUACCGCCCGGCCGAAUUUUCCUCGUUCUGGCCGCCUGCCGCCCGGGCGGGUGAGCAGCCCCAGGACCAGGGCAAGUGGCCUCCGACUCUCCACCGCGCGCACACGCACACGCCGCUGUUCACCGCUGAAACCGCGCCGCGCAUGUGACAAUCGCGCCGGCGAACCGAUUUCUUGUGUGCAUAAGGUAAAUCGAAUCGGAAUCAACCAAGUUUCACCUGAGCUGCCCUAUUAUGUCCGACGGACUCUGUUUGCUUUGCGAGACUUGCGGCCGAUGGCUGCAUUCGUACAAUGAGGGUCGACUGCACAUCCGGUCUCACAUAAAUUGUGAGGGAAUGGCAAUCUACCCGGUAGUUUGCAGGCUGUGCUGGACAACCCACGACUGGCUUCGUGACGCCGUGCAGUGUUACCAAAACUGCAUGGCUGCGCGCGCCGUGGAGCGACCUCACGACCAGGCUGGGUCAUCCCAACAGGCGGGGCCGUCGCACUCCCACGCGGGGCUGCGCCGAGACAACCUCAACCACAGCGGGGCUGCCAUGGGCGCACCGCCGAGGCAAAUGGCCGCACCCAGGCCUGAUUCUGCCAGGACAAUCGCCGCACACACUUGGUUCCCGGCCCAGGUGGUGCGGAGUAAGGUCGUCACGAGGGCCCGGGCGGACUCCACUACGGGGCCCUCGGAGCACACAAGCUCCAGCGAAUCCAGUGAUGAGAAUUGAUAGCAGGAUGCUGGUUUGUACCAAAA